AUGCAAAAGGCAGACGCAGGCCUGCCCGCUGGCUGGGAAGUCCGCCACUCGAAUUCGAAGAAUCUCCCUUACUACUUCAACGAAUCACAAAAGCUGUCACGAUGGGAACCACCGCCAGGAACAGAUACCGAGAAACUCAAGACUUACAUGGCUGAGCACCACAGUGCGCCUGAGAUCAGACCCGAAGCUGGAGGGGCGAACGGCAAUCCCGGGAAUAAUGGCAAGAUCAGGGCAAGUCACUUAUUGGUGAAGCAUAAGGAUAGCCGGCGUCCCAGCAGCUGGCGCGAGGCCGAGAUUAAGCGCACAAAGGAGGAGGCUAUGAGCAUCAUCCUUGGGCACGAAGCUCGCAUCCGAAGUGGUCAGACAUCCUUGGGACAGCUUGCUGUGAGCGAAUCAGAUUGCAGCAGUGCGAGAAAGAUGGGAGAUCUGGGCUUCUUUGGCAAAGGCGACAUGCAAAAGGAGUUCGAGGAUGCUGCCUUCCAACUGAAACCAGGAGACGUUAGUCGCGUUGUUGAGACUGCUUCUGGGCUGCACUUGAUUGAGAGGUAAGACUUGCGCCUUUUGUCCGAUUCGUGGUUACUGAUGACUGUUCAGAUUGGAAUGAGCAGCUGUCUGAGUAUUAUUGGGACGUUUGCUUUGGGCUAAAUAGUGUGUUGAUAAGGCUGGUU
Hyaloscypha bicolor E is the source of this 668-nucleotide messenger RNA. Its product is annotated as peptidyl-prolyl cis/trans isomerase. Bases 1 to 549 code for a protein of 182 amino acids. Gene Ontology annotation, molecular function: peptidyl-prolyl cis-trans isomerase activity; protein binding. The transcript is spliced from 2 exons. Gene Ontology annotation, cellular component: cytosol; nucleus. The record is from RefSeq and is a predicted model, not a curated record. NCBI's taxonomy places the organism in Eukaryota, Fungi, Ascomycota, Leotiomycetes, Helotiales, Hyaloscyphaceae.